This is a messenger RNA of Gigantopelta aegis, 480 nucleotides long. RefSeq lists its product as uncharacterized. The coding region runs from base 1 to 480 and encodes 159 amino acids. The record is from RefSeq and is a predicted model, not a curated record. Lineage: Eukaryota; Metazoa; Mollusca; Gastropoda; Neomphalida; Peltospiridae. The transcript has a single exon.
AUGAAGUUCUGCGGUGUGGUAACGCCGUUUAGAGGUGUCAGAGUCUAUGCCAGAUCUGCUAUGGGCAUUCCCGGAUCGGAAACCGCUUUAGCGGAACGUCUGUGUCGCGUUCUCGGUUCAUUACUGAAAGAAGGUAGUGUUGUGAAAAUUGCAGAUGAUCUUUUCUGUGGUGGCAAUACAAUCGACGAGGUGUUAAACAACUGGAGGAGCGUUCUUGCUUGUCUACUAAAGGCCAACCUCCAUCUCUCUCCUCGCAAGACGGUCAUAUGUCCGAAGUCCACAACCACCUUAGGAUGGACUUGGAAUUCAGGUUCACUUUCGGCAAACUCUCACAGGAUUGCUACGCUUGUCAACUGCUCUGUACCACCUACAAUCAAGGGUCUUCGAUCGUUCAUUGGUGCUUACAAGGUACUCGCCCGUGUUCUACCUGGAUGCGCAUCAGUUCUUUCUCCACUAGAUGACAUCACUGUAGGCAAAUAG